Molecule: messenger RNA, 6187 nt
Organism: Fomitiporia mediterranea MF3/22
Lineage: Eukaryota; Fungi; Basidiomycota; Agaricomycetes; Hymenochaetales; Hymenochaetaceae
Exons: 4
Coding region: 26-6187 (2053 amino acids)
Biological process (GO): protein import into nucleus; RNA export from nucleus
Cellular component (GO): nuclear pore inner ring
Molecular function (GO): structural constituent of nuclear pore
Source: RefSeq, a predicted model, not a curated record
GGUUGAAGAAAGCGGUACAAGCACAAUGGCUUCGUCAAGUUCACCUCGUUCUCAACUCAUUGACAUAACUUACGAUGCCAUUGCACUGAUAAUCUCCGGCCACCGAGAAGGCACACGUCCAGACCAGCUCUCCCAAAUCCUAGAACCACGUAUCGAGCGUCUCCAACGCGUAACAGAACCAUUCGCCCAACCCUCAGACGCGUCAAAGAACAAACUUGAAAGUGGUUCGAUAGAGCUUAACGAUGGUAUUACAGUCCCUGUCGAUGAUCUCAGCAAAGAACUCGCGUUCGCCAUGAGCGACCGGUUCCAAAUUGACCAAGUCGAGGCGUUUGUUCUUGUUCGAUCGUUCCUCUAUAACGAAGGUUUACCUGAAUUUCCGGAAGACCAGAGGUCGUCUGUCAUUGAAGAGGUGAUGACGAGGAUAACGCCCUUUUAUUACUCCGAACGUCUGUAUAUCGUACGCACGGUCGUCGCUCUGCUCAAAAGCUCGCAGACCCAGUCCGAUCCUUUCCACCACAUAGCCCCAACCCUCCUUCGCAAAAUCAUCCCAAACCCGACUGACUUCUCACUAAAACUCGCAUCAGAGUUUCUCCGAAAGACUCAACUAUCCGUCCCCCAAUUCGCGUCGGGAGGGCUAAAAGCCACUUCACAAUGGGCAAAGCAAAAUGCUAAAGAGCAGCUUGUCCUUGUUGAGUUGCUGUUCUGGAUGUUAUGGGAUUAUUGUCCUGUCAAUGCUCCUAUCGCAGUUGCAGUAUUCCAAACGGCGUACGAGGCCGAGUUUGGUUAUAGGCAAGCGAACAAGACGUCCAUGCUGGACGAAGAAGGAACACAAUUACAACGCGACCUCGCGUCGCUCUGGGUGCUCAUCACGAUCGAAACUCUACAAUUGGAGUACCUAUCGGAUACAGUCACCUAUGACGCCCGAGAGGCACUUUCAGAGAAAGGACCCUUACACCUAGCUCCAUUGGCUCUACUCAAAAUCCACAGGCUCAUCAUCGUUCACGCAAGUCCAGGUUAUUUCUGCACCAUGCUAGCCUGGGCAUUCUUCAUCAAGGCGAUUUCCGAUACGGCCUCUCGCAUGGCAGAGCGUCCUAAAUACCUAGUGCCAUUCUUACAAGAAAUCAGGUCCUCGUCGGAAGUUACUUUCAAGAAGGGAGAGAAGGAAGUUCAUGCAACGAUCGUUGCUGCGUGUUUACGUCCCGAGGCGGGGUUAUUUUCUUUCAUGCAGGAAUUACUUUCUUCUCCGCUGUUUAUGGCUUCCAAUGCUAUACGUGUUGGUUCGUCGGUAACGGACGCUAAUGAUAUUGCAUAUAGGGCUCUGCUGAAAGGGUUGAUUAUGUCUCUGACUGACUAUGGACCUGUGGAGCAUGUCCCAGAUUUCGACGGCUUUGUCGAAGUAUGGAUAGAACUAUUCGGCAACAGCGAAUCUCCCCGGUGCGCGGGACUUUGCAAACAGUUCUGGGACGUCGACUGGCGAAUGGGCAGCUCCCGACGUGCAAUCCUCGACGUCGUACGGUCUCGCUUUCCCGUACAGUUCCGCCCUCUAAUACGAAUUCUUCGAGCUAUGUCAGGGACUGUCCGUGCACAGUCAACGGACCCGGGUAUGGAGAACGACGCAUUUGGGAGUAACCGUGCAGAACGACACUUAUGCGCGAGUUAUGUUUAUCAUUACUUCCGACGACUCCCGACGUAUACGCAAGUUAUCCCUGCGGUAGCGCGAACUGGUGCUGGAGCGUUGUAUGAUCGGACGAUUGAACGUGUUGGUUCGUCAUCUGCUUCUGGAGCUGCUGCGUACGCGAAUUCGCGUCCUGUCACGCUACCUGGGGGUUCUCUACUUCCGUUGAAGUCUACCGGCCGAUUGUUAUGUGCUGAUAGCACUUCGGACCCUGUCGUCGUUGCAUGGCAGCACGAGCAUUCGGGGUGGAAGUUGCUGAUUGACGUCCUGAUUGACUACGUCAACCGCCGACAAGGUUUAUCCCGUGCUGCGAGUCGACUUGUUGACUCUGUCCAUAGCAGGAAGUCGGACGCUCCCGUUACCCUCCAGUUAAGUGACAUUGGUGUUGAGACAGGAGUCGAGGAUGAAGCUAUGGUCGCAGAUGCACUCGAGUUGGUCUUGAGCAUUAUACAAGGGAACGUACCUCAAGCGGAACAACUCAUGUCAUCGCUUGAACAAGGCGGGCAACCUGUAUCUUAUACCGCACGCGACGCGCCUCCACCAGAUCUCGUACAGCUUGCUUUCAUGAUCCUCGAAGACGCACUUUCUCGUGCUCAGAGUGGCAGGACCCGAGCUCCUACAAGUCUAAUUGCACCUGCUCUCGACAUCCUUUCUACAUUGCUUGACGUUCCGGCAUAUCGCAAUCGCGUCUGGCUCUCGUUGCGGUCAUCCUCGUUCCUUUUUGGUUCUGACAGAGAUGCGAACUUUGACUCGGUGAUCUUAUCCACUGAGCGUGCCUCAGGGCAUUACUUGAUGACGCUUGCACUGCUUCGACUCGUGCGCACCGCACUUGAGGAAACCAUCACUUCUCUUCUACCAACUCAACAAGAACAACCACGAUUACAAACUAUCAAGGAGGAAGUGCUUCUGAGAGCUAUACGUUUCAUUCAUGGACAGAUUUGGGUGGAACACUCCGGUUGGCGAUAUGCGCACCUUGGAGAUAGGUUUGAGAUUGGAAGGAGUAUCGUUGCGUUGUACUCGAGAAUCAUCCAGACGUCGUCUGCAGUGGAAUCUGCUCAUACGUUCGCUGGUCUAUCUGCUUUCGUCACGGAUGUUCUACUUUACCAAGCAACAGCAUCUACUGUCACUCCCCUCGUACACACUAUCGCGUCUGGCCGGACUAUCGUCGAUACACUUGCGAGUAUGCGCCGCUUCUCAGAAUCUAUAAGGUUUACGGCACUUCUUGGUGACAGCUUGCACCUCACGCGUUUGGUCUUGUAUCUCAAGACUAUCUCUCCGGCUGCGACCAAGCACACUGUCCUCGAACAGGCGUUAUGUACAGACCACUCUGCCGGCGGGAUGCUAAUGCGAGCACGGAAAGGACGAGUGAACCCAGUAGACAUGCUCGCACACUACGUGAAACAACGAGAACUAGGUCUCUACAUCCCACGAGAAGCCGCACGUUCACUCACUGCACUCUGCACGUCAUUAUCGGCAUGUACACCAUCUCCACCAUCACUCAUUCAGUAUUUGAGCGACGCACAGGCGACGAUGGCGAGCCUCGUGAAGAUUCUGCGUCAUCCGUAUGAUGAUCUUGAGUUACGGAAUGCGCUGUGGGCGUUUGUGUGUGCUGCUGUGGAGAAGCAGCCUGCGCUUGCUGUCUUGUUCGUUGCCGGGCAGUUCAGAAUCCACCCAUCGAAGGGGAAAGGCAAGGCUGUGGAGGGUCAGGAGAUCGAGAAAUUGUCUGAGUUGUCUUCGUCGAUGACUACGUCAGCUAGUGCAGUAGAGGCAGCCUGUGCCACUUUAUCUGGAUGGAAGGAGUUAUGGGAAGCAAACCCACAAUUGUUGGCUUCUGUCAUGAGUUUCCUUAAUAUCGUCUGGAAUCGGAGUCUAGAACAUCUAGCUACAUUAGAACCAACCCGAGGAGACGUAGAGUUCUGGAAACACAUCGCAGCCAUAACAAGGGAAGAACUCGGUCCAGCUCCAGAUUACUUUUCGGGAGGAGAGAUAGAAACAGAAGAAGGCACCCACUCCGAUUUACACGAAGCUGUCCAGAAUCAUGCGUACCGAACGAAAAUCAAGUCACAUGCUUUGCGAAUCUUGGGUUCGGACAUCGUGAUGCACUUGCGUUCGGGGAAGGAGGCGUCAAGGGAGCAGCCUACGAGCUACAAAGAAGCGGCGUCUGUCUUCCAGAAUGGUGAACUUCUCACAGAGGCGAUCUCAGAGGCUAUAUUCUCUUCGUAUGAUCCAACAUUAUACGAUCAGCUUACUGAGGUUUUGAAGACGAGCUUUGAACCUUUGACGUUUGAGAGUUUGCGACCGGUGGAGCCUCUCAAUGAACGUGAUUUCGGCGACAAUUUCAUGCUCUCUGUCCGCUUAUUACGAGACGUGCUUCGUACUGCGUUCGCGGCCGGUGGCGAGAAAGAAAUGAUGUCUGCGAAAGUCCAGCUUCUGGUUUAUUCCGUCAAUCUGAAUAUGUCUCUCGCGCAUUCACAGCUAUUCCUCGCAGAGUCGUGGCGUUUCUUGCUAGAUCAGAUGAAAGGGUAUCUACGUGGGAACAACGCUGCACGGACGAUACUGCUUGCAACGGCCGUAUCCGCUUCUCGAGACAUUGCUCGAGAGCAACGUUCGGGGGACUUCAUGUCUAAUAUCCAUGGUGGCCGAUUACAAGUCCUCCUUGCCCUUCUCGAAGCUGCAUGGUUCUCUACUUCAGAGACUACACAGCAGACCAAGAGUUUCAUGUCCUUACUCGAGAACGUCGGAAGUAUACUUACGAGUGAAGCGUUCCCUCCUGGAAGGUCUUUCAUAGGCUCCAUCACUAAUCCGUUCCACCGCAGCUUGUUGCAGAUCGUGUACUACUGCGCCAAGAACUGCCAACAGCUGACCCGUUCAUCUCAAGACGUGAAGGCCGAACAUCGGCUCUUGAUGAGCAGGACUUUCACCACUGUUCUUCUAUUAGUUAUCGAUGCGCUCCGACUGUCGUUUGACAUUGCACGGACGAGGUUGGAUCUGGAACUGGACAGGGAUAUGGAGCUCCUUGUCGCUGUGUUUCAGCAGUGUACACGACAGGGGUUACAUACGUCAUCUAAUGCAUGGCUCACCAGGUGUCAAGAAACGGAAGUGAUUAACACUAGCCUAAUGGUCUUAACACAGGCCGAUAUCUCGGGAUUCUCAGACCUAGACCUUCUGCGCAUUCGAGGCCAGCCUCUGUACGCCCCUCAGGUUCUGUCCUUCCACAUGGCAUUGGCAUCAACUUCAUUCACUGCCGAAAGACUUGCAAGUGAAAGCGUAAUAGCUGCGUAUUGCAACAACAGUAUUUCAGUCGCACUUAGCGAAGGCCAAGUGGACACGGCAUUGCCAGAACUCCCUGGCGAACGUAGUCCCGCACACAAAGCUUACUGCCUCAUGCUUGCAAACCUAACCGGCAUGAUCAGUAACCUCGCCAGUCCGCAGCAAUUCAUUGAAUCACAGGUAGUCGGCUUUGUACAACUGUAUGGCCAGCAACUUUCCAGGUGCCUUUCGUGGAGCAACGAUGAUCCGUUGACUUUGCCCUUCCUUGAGGAGCUUGAGCUUACUGUGGAACUCUUCUACCUCAUGGCAUCUGGUACUUCCUCGUCAAAUACUUCUCGAAGAGAAUCCUCGCCUAUCUCCUCCGUAUCCCGUUCCUAUGUGGAGCUUGCCCUUUUGCUUGUUCAGCAACUCAAUUACGCCCUGACACACCCGAAGCAUCUUAGUGGACUCUUAGAGCCAGUGACGGGAGAGGAAAGAGUGAGAAUUGAUCGGGAGACGUCGGAUGGGUCGGUGACAAGCCUCAACGAGCUAUUAGAUGGGACGAAACGGCCAAUUCUUGCAAACGUCGUUCGCCGUCUUUUCGGCGUGACUACAAAUGUGAUCUCAACGCUCAGUAUCAUUGGUGGGGCUGAAACUGUUCUCCUGAACGACCCCGAAGAAUGGCCCAUCCGCGAAGCCGUUGUUGUUCCGCAUUCCAAAGUAACGAUGGGUGAACCCGCAUCAAUUGGAACCCUAUUGGAGCUCGGUAACUGCUCCUACGAGUCACUCCAUUUCCUUGCAAAUAAGAAAACAAACGUUUUACCUGCGUCUUCGGUACAGGCUCCCAAAGUGCCCCAAUAUGGUGACAUACGGAUAUACCGACAGGCACUGGAGACGGUCUUGGUAUAUGCAUCGACUCAACUCGUCAUGUGGCUAUCUAAGCACGACGGCGAGCAAACUGGUGAAAUGGAGCUGGAUGAAUCGCAGCAGCCGUCGGAGGGCCAUGGGUACGGACUUAAAGCGGACGUAAGCACAACAAAGGACCGCGAACGUGAGCGACGGCUAAGGAGGAAGUCCCUUACAUUGGCUGAUCGUUUACGCCGGGGAAUGACGGGUGAGAUGACAAUGGACCUACAAGCGCUCGUCGCGAAAGCGAAGGAUGCCAUAGCGGCGAGCUCCGAGAUACUCGCGACGCCCGAACCUGGUGAUCUGUUACAGGUCUUGGCAACCUUCCUAGAAGACCGCGUGGCUGUUUCGUCGUGA